CACUGUUUCACUCCGUAAUCUCUAUCUUCUCCGUCGCGACCAAAACGAAGCUCCGCCGAACAAAUCUCGGAUUCGAGGGACGAUGGAAACUGAAUUGAUUGAAUUGUUCGAGGGGGCAAAAAAGGCGGCCGAUGCGGCAGCUCUCGACGGUGUUACCUCCUCAGGUCCGGAGAUUUCUCAAUGUCUCGAUGCCCUGAAGCAACUCAAGAAGUUUCCUGUCACAUACGACACGCUCGUUGCGACUCAGGUAGGGAAGAAGCUGAGGUCUCUUUCAAAACAUCCUGUUGAGGAAAUCAAAAGCGUAGCUACUGAUCUGCUUGAGAUAUGGAAGAAAGUUGUUAUUGAAGAGACAUCCAAGGCUAAGAAAAUCGGAAGCACAAACGGUGUCAAAUCUGAAACUGCCAAAGACGGUAAGAUAGAUAGGAAGGAUGUUGAGAGGACUUCCAAUCCCGCGCCGGUAAAAGUCCAGAAACUUCAAAGGGGUGAUUCAGCUAAGAGUAUCAAGGUAGAGAAAAAGGAACCAGACAACAAAGUCGGUGCAAAGAUAGAGAGAAAGGAACAAGACAACAAAGUCAAUACCGGAGCCAAGUUAGAUCAUCGUGGUCAGACUGUCAAGGAUGAAAAGGUCUCAAAGGAGAACCAAUCAAGUACGAAAGCUCCUGCUAAAUCACCUAAUGCUCCUCCAAAGCUAACUUCAAUGCUCAAAUGCAAUGAUCCCGUGCGUGACAAAAUCCGUGAGAUGCUUGUGGAGGCACUGUCAAGGGUUCAUGGAGAAUCUGAUGAGUACGAUAGAGAGAAAGUGAAUGGAUGUGAUCCAUUCCGCGUUGCUGUCUCAGUGGAAUCUCAUAUGUUUGAGAAAUUAGGCCGCUCAACCGGAGCUGAGAAGGCCAAGUACAGAUCUAUAAUGUUCAACCUGAGGGACAGUAACAACCCAGACUUAAGAAGGAGAGUUCUUACCGGGGAGGUGCCACCAGAGAAACUCAUCACACUGUCCGCUGAAGAAAUGGCAAGCGACAAGAGGAAACAAGAAAACAACCAGAUCAAAGAGAAAUUCCUGUUUAAUUGUGAGCAGGGUCCUGCACCAAAAGCAAGUACGGACCAGUUCAAGUGCGGGCGGUGUGGUCAGCGCAAAUGCACCUACUAUCAGAUGCAAACAAGGAGUGCUGAUGAGCCGAUGACGACUUAUGUUACAUGUGUUAACUGCAACAACCACUGGAAGUUCUGUUGAGGUGAGAUCUCUGUGUGUUCUUUUUAUUCCAUGAUACCAUGUUGUUAA
Eutrema salsugineum is the source of this 1276-nucleotide messenger RNA. Its product is annotated as transcription elongation factor TFIIS. Gene Ontology annotation, cellular component: nucleus. The record is from RefSeq and is a predicted model, not a curated record. Bases 83 to 1228 code for a protein of 381 amino acids. Gene Ontology annotation, molecular function: zinc ion binding; nucleic acid binding. The transcript has 3 exons. NCBI's taxonomy places the organism in Eukaryota, Viridiplantae, Streptophyta, Magnoliopsida, Brassicales, Brassicaceae. Gene Ontology annotation, biological process: DNA-templated transcription; transcription elongation by RNA polymerase II.